Messenger RNA from Heterostelium album PN500, 2277 nucleotides. It is a transcript of the gene cdc25, whose product is annotated as M-phase inducer phosphatase. Gene Ontology annotation, biological process: positive regulation of G2/MI transition of meiotic cell cycle; protein dephosphorylation; positive regulation of G2/M transition of mitotic cell cycle. The record is from RefSeq and is a predicted model, not a curated record. The coding region runs from base 1 to 2277 and encodes 758 amino acids. Gene Ontology annotation, cellular component: nucleus; cytoplasm. Lineage: Eukaryota; Evosea; Eumycetozoa; Acytosteliales; Acytosteliaceae. The transcript is spliced from 3 exons. Gene Ontology annotation, molecular function: protein tyrosine phosphatase activity.
AUGGUAUUAGUAGUGACGUCAAAGGAUAGUUCAACAACCAUCAACAACAACAAUAAUAAUAUAAAGUCGGUCAAGUUGGCCGAGGAAAACUAUGAUUCCAACAAGGAAAAUAACUUUAACCAAAAUAAUAUUCCGCCAACCCCGCUCACACCAAAACAGUCGGCACCAGUCCCUGUUUUGCCGCCUAGCCAACAACGUCAAACAUCACCAAGACAACAACCAGCUAUUCUGAUUUCCAACACAAAUGUAGUAGCGACAGUUGCAAUUCACCACCAACACCACCACAAUCACCCUCACAACCACCACCAACAAACAUCACAAUUCACCACCAGCAGUUUACAACUUCCAAAUAAUCCAUUUAUAAAUUGUACUGCUUCCGCUUCCUCGAAUUUGGUGGGAUCGACAGGCAGUGGAUCGUCGCAUUCCGACUUCCAUCCAAGACCUUCCAACCACAAGAGAGACAGCCAGCUAUUGAGCAACUCGAUGCCAUCGCUAACCACAUUCUUUAACUCAAAUAACACCAGUCAACUCCAUUCUUCAACACCACCCGCCACCCCAAGGUUCAUUGAGGACGGUCCGCACGACUACAUUGGCAGUCCCGACAGAGUCAGCAACUGUCAGGAGAAGCCAUUCUUGAAAAAGUCGAGAAACUCGCAAACCAUAUUGCGAUUGGAUCAUCUCUCCAUCGACCAAGGCAUUCCCUCACCGCUAUCUCGUUCCACCUCGGAGUUGUCGAUUGCCGACUGCAACGACAACAACACCGACUAUACUAACAGCUUCACCACCUCAUCAAUCACCCGUUCCAAUACAUUCUGUGGAGAGUUCCCAUCGUCUUCCACCAAUCUAAGACGUUCACUCUCGCGUCAACUCGAUUUCUCAGCUCCUCACAUCAACAUUCCCAAUUCGAAUCAUCUACCAUUCACAAGCUACUUGCAACAAUCGAUCUCUUCGCCAUCGUCACCAUUGAUGGCACCAUCCCAAGUCGAACCAUUCUCACUCUCUGCACCAAACACCUUCCUCUUGAGCGGUGCCUAUCCAAGCAGUCCAGAGGCAUCACCCGCCUCCACACCCAUCAAGGAUCAUCAUCUUAACAACAACAACAACGACAGCAUCACUGAUAUCACACCCAUGAAAAUAAUGACAUCGUCAUCAGCAUCACAUUCACAUUUAUCACAUCCAGUAACCCCAAACAUAACAAUGACAAAUGAUCCAUACGAUGUAGACUCACCUAUUUCCUCUUCACCAUCACAACCUUCCACUCCGUUGAUGGAGUUGUUGAACAACUGUGACUUUGCUCAACCACAAUCAUCACCCUACAAAACACCAUCGAAAUCACACUCACACUUUGUUUCGAGAUUCAGCGAUUCCAGCUACAUUGCCACACAAUCACUCUAUCAAUCGUCGGAUUCCAUUCUCAACUUUAAGAAGAGAGGUAGAACCGAUUUGCAAUCUUACAACGGUUUCAUUGCACCAUCGCUACCGACUUCAAAGAGUUUUAUUAACUUUUCAACAACUUCAUCCGAGCUUUGCAAUAGCAACAACAACAUUGUCAACAGCACUAACACCAGCAACAGCAGCAGCAACAACAGCAGCAAUAGCAAUAGUAAUAACAGCACUAAUGCUAACAAUUCGACAACAGUCUCACCCAACACCUGGAAGAAAGCAUCUCCAGAUGUCUCUAAGCCGCUACCAUUCGAAAAGAGUGUAUUUAUUACCAACUCGAAUACCUCGGUCUGUGACGAAACAGAGUAUAACUUAAAAUUGCCAUUAUGUAAUGGCAAACCUGGAUAUAAUAAUAUCACUCCUGAAACUUUGGCAAAGUUAAUGGAAGAUGUAAAAAAUAAUAUUACAGUUGUAGAUUGUAGAUAUACUUACGAAUACAAUGGAGGUCAUAUUAAGAAUGCAAUUAAUAUUCCUCCACAUCACUCUUCUGUCUCUUUGCAAAAGAACUUCUUUGACAAGCCACCAGCCAACAACAAAAGAAUCAUUAUCUUCCAUUGUGAAUUCUCUUCAAAGAGAGCUCCAGAUUGCUAUUCUUUAUUUAGAGAUAUUGAUAGAAAAUCGAAUUGUUAUCCAAAUGUUCACUAUCCAGAGAUUUAUCUUUUGAAUGGUGGAUACAAAAAGUUUUUUGAAACAUUCCCCGAAAAAUGUACAAAAGACUACAUUAAGAUGGAUGACCCAAGAUUCACCAAAGAGAAAAGAAAGGAAGAAGAGAAAAAGAAAAAGGAAGAAGCAAUCAAAUCAAAGCUAGGAAGGUCACAAUCUUUCCAUGGUUAA